AUGGCUCCCGAACAGGAUUCCCCUAGGUCCAAAGUGGAAAAGCAGCUACAGGUCAUCGCGGUGCUACAAUAUGUCCUGACCUUCCUCGUGCUGGGAGUAGCCUGCAGCAUCAUCCUCGUGUACAUGUUGUGCACCGACUGCUGGCUCAUCGCUGUGCUCUACUUCACCUGGCUGGUGUUUGACUGGAACACGCCCAAGAAAGGUGGCAGGAGGUCACAGUGGGUCCGAAAUUGGGCUGUGUGGCGCUACUUUCGAGACUACUUUCCCAUCUGGCUGGUGAAGACUCACAACCUGCUGACCCCCAGGAACUACAUCUUGGGAUACCACCCCCAUGGCAUCAUGGCUGCGGGUGCCUUCUGCAACUUCAGCACAGCGGCCACGGAAGUGAGCAAGAAGUUCCCCGGCAUAAGGCCCCACCUGGCCACGCUGGCCGGCAACUUUCGAGUGCCAGUGCUGAGGGAGUACCUGAUGUCCGGAGGCUUCUGCCCGGUGAACCGGGGCACCAUAUAUUACUUGCUUUCAAAGAACGGGAGUGGCAAUGCCAUCAUCAUCGCACUGGGGGGCGCAGCCGAGUCCCUGAGCUCCGUGCCCGGCAAGAAUGUGGUCAUCCUGCGCAACCGCAAGGGCUUUGUGAAAAUGGCCCUGCGACAUGGAGCCGACCUUGUUCCCACCUUCUCGUUCGGAGAGAAUGAGGUCUACAAGCAAGUGAUCUUUGAGGAGGGCUCCUGGGGCCGAUGGGUCCAGAACAAGUUCCAGAAGCCCAUUGGCUUCGCCCCGUGCAUCUUCCAUGGCCGAGGCCUCUUCUCCUCUGACACCUGGAGGCUGCUGCCUUACUCCAAGCCCAUCGCCACUGUCGUGGGUGAGCCCAUCACCCUUCCCAAGCUGGAGCACCCGACCCAGCGGGACGUCGACCUGUACCACGCCAUGUACAUGGAGGCCCUGGUGAAGCUCUUCGACAAGCACAAGACCAGCUUCGGCCUGCCAGAGACGGAGGUCCUGGAGGUGAACUGUGCCAGCCCUCAGCCAGGUGCCGGGAGGACCCCGCUCCACCGCAAGCUGUUUUCCGCCAAGUUCUCGAGUGCUUUUUGUUCUGUACAUUUGGAAGUGUCAUGGGUGUCUGUGGGUUCUUUAAAAUAA
Molecule: messenger RNA, 1137 nt
Organism: Myotis brandtii (Brandt's bat)
Lineage: Eukaryota; Metazoa; Chordata; Mammalia; Chiroptera; Vespertilionidae
Product: diacylglycerol O-acyltransferase 2
Exons: 1
Coding region: 1-1137 (378 amino acids)
Biological process (GO): triglyceride biosynthetic process
Cellular component (GO): endoplasmic reticulum membrane
Molecular function (GO): diacylglycerol O-acyltransferase activity
Source: RefSeq, a predicted model, not a curated record